AUGAAGGAAUCCUUCAAUACCAGCCAAACCACUCCUCCAAAUCCACCACUAAACACCAUUCAUGUGCAACCAAACACCAAUUCUCCAGGAGCUGUUCCUCACAACCCAAUGCAACCAACCAGUCCUUAUUAUAUUGGCAGCAGCAAUGGUUCAAUUGCCAUGCUUGUCACACACACCUUGGACUGCAGUAACUACUAUUCUUGGGCUAGAUCCAUGAAGAGGACUUUGCGAAUUAAGAACAAGCUCAGAUUCAUUGAUGGUAUCAUCUGUGAACCUUCUGACCCCAAUGAUCCUCUAAUGAAACAUUGGCCGAGGUGCAAUGAUAUCGUGAUAACAUGGAUGCAGAACACAAUGACAGUUGAUAUCAAAUCUAGCACUACAUAUGCAGAGACUGCGCAUCAGCUUUGGUUGGAGCUGGAGCAACGUUUUGCUCAGCAAAAUGCUCCGAGAAAUUUUUAG
Molecule: messenger RNA, 459 nt
Organism: Malania oleifera
Lineage: Eukaryota; Viridiplantae; Streptophyta; Magnoliopsida; Santalales; Ximeniaceae
Exons: 1
Coding region: 1-459 (152 amino acids)
Source: RefSeq, a predicted model, not a curated record